AUGUUCGAUGGCAACAAGACAUAUGGGCAGUUGGGCUUCAAGGCGCGUGUGCAGACUCUGCCCGAACAUGAAGCUGUUGAUCGAAUUGUGCUUAUCUACCAGAGCAACAAACAUGAGAGAUUCUUCGGGUUUGGCGAGCAGUUUUCUUACUUCGAUUUAAAGGGCCGAAGGGUUCCAAUCCUCGUCAGGGAGCCAGGACCUGGGAGAGGGAUAAGCGUCACGAGCGACUCAUGGGCAGUCUCUUACAGCCCUGUCCCCCAUUACAUUACGUCUCAGUUGCGGUCCGUGUACCUCGAAAAUACCGAGUAUUCGGUGUUUGAUCUGCGAAACGACAGUGUUGUAGAAGUUGAAGUAUCUGCCUUGGUCUUGAGAGGGAAAUUGGUGUAUGGGAGCACGCCCCUCGAGCUGAUACGAAGUUUCACCACCUACGCAGGACGAAUGAGCCCCUUGCCGCCGUGGCUGGUCGGCGGGGCCGUUGUGGGCAUGGAAGGCGGCCGGGAAGAAGUACUGAACAUGUAUCGUCUCCUCACGGAAGAUUACGAUGUUCCGGUGACUGCGUUUUGGCUCCAAGACUGGGUCGGAGCUCGAAAAGUUCCAUGGGGGGUUGGCCUCGUGUGGGACUGGCAAUGGGACAACGUUCUAUACCCCAAAUUUCCUAAAAUGGUCGAGUGGCUACGAGAUCGCGAUGUGCGUGUCAUGACGUACGUCAACCCACAUCUCGUGCCUGCACACGGAUAUCCCGGCCACAGCAGGGACCUCUUCCAGGAGUCCAUGGACGAGGGUUACGUUGUGCGCAAGGGAGACGGUGGCAUCUUCUUGUCUUACCUAAACGCCACCAUGAUGGACUUGAGUGACCCUGAAGCAAGAGCUUGGUUGAAGAGGGUGAUAAUGGAUGAGGUGCUGUCCACGGGCGUCAGUGGCUGGAUGUGCGACUUUGGUGAAGCUCUUCCCCUUGAUGCGGAAAUUGGAAGCGGGUUGAAGGUGUCUGGCAAUGAGUUUCACAACGUGUAUCCAGAAGAAUGGGCGAAGGUCAACCUUGAAGCCAUUGAAGAAUGGGGCCUUGAAGAAGAUGUUGUGUUCUUUACUCGAUCGGGAUUCACUCGGAGCCCGAGAUACUCCAAGCUGUUUUGGCUGGGAGAUCAGCUGGUUACAUGGGAAGAGCACAAUGGAAUCAAAUCAGCUGUUGUUGGAAUGCUGUCCAGUGGGAUAUCCGGCCACUCCCUCACUCACGGCGACAUUGGCGGUUAUAUGUCCAUCAGAAGGCAUGGCGUGGAAAUUAGGAGGUCAAAGGAGCUGCUUCUCAGGUGGUUUGAAUUGGCCGCAUUUACUGCUGUGUUCCGCACACACGAGGGGUCUCGGCCCACAGGGAAUUGGCAGUUCUACUCUGACAACGGGACUCUAAUGCACUUUGCAAGGAACGCCAAG
This is a messenger RNA of Ostreobium quekettii, 1425 nucleotides long. NCBI's taxonomy places the organism in Eukaryota, Viridiplantae, Chlorophyta, Ulvophyceae, Bryopsidales, Ostreobiaceae. The record is from the annotation of a GenBank genome assembly.